AUGGGUAAGCUGUGCAGUACUGCAUGUUAUUCAAUAGGUUUUUUGGCUUUGUAUUCUGGAGUGCUUAUUUUAUCGGGUCUUUUCAUUAGUGGUAUUAUUUUGGGUUCUAUUGCAGCUCCUGGUUAUAUAAAAGAGAGUCGCAUACGUGAUCUUUAUACAAAUACCAGCUGUAUUUUAUUGAACUAUACAUUUGUCACGCAUGAAUGUCAACGUUGUGAUGAAGAAUCAUGUUACACUUAUAAGUGUUUUGAUGAACAAUUCUUCAUUUCACAUUCAAUUUUUAAUGGAACGCUUGUUACUAGUAGUUUUAUAAGCUAUGAGAAAGCUGUACAGCAUAAACAAACACAGGUAUAG
This is a messenger RNA of Rotaria sp. Silwood2, 354 nucleotides long. Lineage: Eukaryota; Metazoa; Rotifera; Eurotatoria; Philodinida; Philodinidae. The record is from the annotation of a GenBank genome assembly.